This is a messenger RNA of Recurvomyces mirabilis, 1524 nucleotides long. RefSeq lists its product as uncharacterized. Bases 1 to 1524 code for a protein of 507 amino acids. The transcript is spliced from 3 exons. The record is from RefSeq and is a predicted model, not a curated record. Lineage: Eukaryota; Fungi; Ascomycota; Dothideomycetes; Mycosphaerellales; Teratosphaeriaceae.
AUGAACAACGACACCAGCGACGCCACCAUGAGCCAAGGAUACACACCACAGACACCGACCACGGCCAGAAACAUCAAGGAUGUAGCAGCCUUGGGCCCUGACAGUGUGUACAGACCUCACCACGUCACACAUGUCUGCUUUCCAGCCCCGUCCCUCUUGUCUGCACACCAUAAGGACGCCGAAACAGUGUUUGACAUCAUGAACGCUCAUGGAAGGAACGAGGAGCGCGAGAGCGACUUCUACAGCAUGGAAAUCACCAGCAAGCCAGGUCUAAGGGGCAUUCCCGAUCUGUCGAACAAGACGACAUUGACACAACUCUUGGCAGAUAUGGCCAAAGCUACCAGCGCUGUAGGAGAAACGCUAAUUCAGGUUCAUGCGUACACACCAGCUGGACAUGAAAUCCAGAAGCAUUCUGGCGCAAUUAUCGACGAUUCACGCUUUCUCAGGAUCCAGCGGACGACAUGUCACCGCGACCUCCAAGGUAUCCUUGCUCUGCGCCGCCGCAGGUACAAAGGCCGCUACAUCGAUCUGCAACAACUGCCAGAGGGCCAGGAAUGGAUACGUGAUAUCCACGACUUGAUUGGUAUGCGCAACGACCGUGCCUAUAGACACAUUCGUGUUCGCAUGGGACGGGAUCACGCCGCGCGAGAAAGGUUCGCGGACACCAUACCUCUGCAUUUCAAAGCACCACGCUACCCGCCUUUCGGAGAGCACUUCCCGACCUUGAUCAGGACCAUCAGCUCCACUCUGCUAAGCGAAGAUGAAGCACCCGUCAAGCAUCUUUUCGGUAAAUCUUGUCUGCUAGACUGGUGUAACGCCACCGGUCCCGAAAAUGUAGGCUGUCCCACCUGUCGCGCCAAGAUCUUCACAGACGAGUCCACAAUCGCUUAUCUUAACUACGGUGUCCGUGGGCCCGACCUUAAAACCUACGAGCCAGAUCCCAGGUACACCAAUUACGAGAAUUGGGAGCGCUCCUGCGACGAUGUCGACAAGAAUCUCGCAUCUAACAACGGCGCUACCAUCGAUAUCGAGCCGGAGAUCUUGACGGAGAUCCUACAGCACUUCCUCUUCAAUGCUCGUCUGGAACCGGAGGUCUCUACACCACUACAGCUCCAGCCCGUGCAUCGGGCAGAACUUCCUAUCUUUGUCUCUGAAUUCGAGCGGACGUACCAAUAUUUCAGCGGACCUGACUACACCCACGUCGAGGAGCUGGGUUUCUGGGCGCCCGAGAAGUUCGGCACGACCGCCGCCCUCGUACAGCUCAUGAAUCGCAGGUUCGUCUCUGAAUUCGCACGACGCUUCGGGACUGUUGCCAACACGGCGGCGUACAAGGUGACGGCAUGCGAAAUGGAUAGGGAGGCGAAAGGGGAUGAGUUGGAAACCGAAUUGGCAAUGGAGAUUAGAGAGCAAGGACGGCGGCCGCCUCAUGGGAGAUUUCCUUCACGCGGACGAUCUGCGACGGUUGAUCAGGGGGAGUCUUGGCAAGUGGGAGGAAAGGGUGAGGAUGCCGUAUGGACUUUAUGA